CCCUCUUUCCCAAACCCCACUCUCUCUACGCCUUUUAAAUUCAACUCAAACAAACAAACUGUUACUAUCAUUGAAAUCCUUAUUUUUCAUCAACCAUGGCUGAGCAAGUUCCCAACACACUGCCACUUGCGGAGGACCAAGUGGUAGUUACUGAUGUCGCCGCCGCCGAACCUGCUGACAAGGAAACACAACAGCCCAAGCCCGAGGAGGAAAAGCCCGUGGAGGCUGAAACUGAGGUUUCUAAGCCCGGUGGUGGUGAUGAAGUUCCGGAAUCUGGUUCGUUCAAGGAAGAGAGCAACAUCGUUGCUGAUUUACCUGAUGCAGAGAGCAAAGCGCUGCAAGAGUUCAAACUUCUUGUUCAGACCGCGCUCAACAACCAUGAAUUCUCUGCGCCUGACAAUCCGCCGCCGCAAGGGAGAAAAAAUUCUGAUGGCGCGGAAAACCAGCCAGAUAAACCUUCAAAACCACCAGUUGCUGAUGUUGCUGGAGAGCCUGCGCCACCACCGGAAGAGGAAUCUGAUGAUGUCAAAGGCAGCGAUGAUGAACCUUCAAAACCACCACUUGCUGAUGUUGGUAAAGCGACGGUGCCACCACUGGAAGAAGAAUCUGAGCCCGCCGCCGCCGCGGAAAAAGAAGAAGCAGAGGCUGUUGCAGGAGGAGAAUCAGAAGUGAAGGAAACAACAACCAAGGUGGUGGCUGGUUCUGCUGUUGAUGAUGACGGAGCCAAAACGGUUGAAGCUAUUGAAGAAACCGUUGUGGCUGUUGCUGCUGCUGCACCGGAAGAGGAAGCGAAGGUGGUGGAGGAGGAAGCUAAAGCUUCACCGGAGGAGGUCUCGAUUUGGGGGAUUCCGCUUCUUGCAGAUGAAAGAAGCGACGUGAUUCUGCUGAAGUUUCUGCGGGCCAGGGAUUUUAAGGUGAAGGAGGCGUUUGCCAUGAUCAAGAGCACGAUUCUGUGGAGGAAGGAGUUUGGAAUUGAUGGAUUGCUAGAGGAAGAUUUGGGGGAUGAUUUGGAGAAAGCUGUGUACAUGCAUGGUUCUGAUAAGGAAGGUCACCCUGUGUGUUACAACAUCUAUGGGGAGUUUCAGGACAAGGAGCUUUACAAGAAAACUUUCUCUGAUGAGGAGAAGAGGCAGAAGUUUCUGAGGUGGAGGAUUCAGUUCUUGGAGAAGAGUAUCAGGAAGCUUGAUUUCACUCCUGCUGGUAUUUCCACCAUUGUUCAGGUCAAUGAUCUUAAGAAUUCUCCUGGACCUGCUAAAUGGGAGCUUAGACAAGCAACCAAACAGGCCCUUCAAUUGCUUCAGGAUAAUUACCCUGAAUUUGUAGCCAAACAGGUGUUUAUCAAUGUGCCAUGGUGGUACUUAGCAGUGAACAGGAUGAUAAGCCCUUUUCUCACACAGAGAACCAAAAGCAAGUUUGUCUUUGCAGGCCCUUCCAAAUCAGCUGAGACCCUUCUAAGAUACAUAGCACCAGAGCAGCUACCAGUCAAGUAUGGUGGACUAAGCAAAGAUGGUGAAUUCGGAGUAAACGAUGCUGUGACUGAAAUUACAGUGAGGCCAGCUGCAAAGCACACCGUGGAAUUUCCGGUUACUGAGAACGGCUUACUCUCUUGGGAGCUCAGAGUAAUAGGGUGGGAUGUGAGCUAUGGUGCAGAGUUUGUGCCAAGUGCAGAAGGAAGCUACACUGUGAUCAUCCAGAAGGCUAGAAAGGUUGCUUCAUCAGAAGAGCCAGUGCUUUGCCAAAACUAUAAAAUUGGUGAACCUGGGAAAGUGGUUCUCACCAUUGACAAUCAAAGCUCUAAGAAGAAGAAGCUCUUGUACCGGUUGAAGACCAAGCCAACUUCUGACUGAGAUUCUCAUCAUUGGUAGUUCUGUCAUGCACCCAAGAUUUCAAAGCCAUGAAGUUUUUGAAGUUUUAAUUUUAAUCAUGAGUCCCAAGCAUAUAUAUACUCUUUUUGCUUUUCUUUAAUAUUUAUUAUUAUUAUUAUUAUUGGAGGGGAUCUUUUCAUUUUUGAAUUCUUAUUAUUGAUAUAUGGUAUGCAAGAUUUAUAUUACUCUA
Messenger RNA from Lotus japonicus, 2055 nucleotides. RefSeq names its product patellin-3-like. The record is from RefSeq and is a predicted model, not a curated record. The transcript is spliced from 4 exons. Gene Ontology annotation, molecular function: lipid binding. The coding region runs from base 96 to 1847 and encodes 583 amino acids. NCBI's taxonomy places the organism in Eukaryota, Viridiplantae, Streptophyta, Magnoliopsida, Fabales, Fabaceae.